GGCGGGCGGCCCUGCGGGUGGGGCCCGGGCUGCAGGUCGCCAUGGGCCUGCGCUGGGCGCUGCUGCUGCUGCUGGCGCUGCCGCUGGGCUGGGCCCGCCGAGCCCGCAACGUGCUGCUCCUCGUGGCGGACGAUGGCGGCUUUGAGAGCGGCGUGUACAACAACUCCGCCAUCAGCACCCCAAACCUGGACGCCUUGGCCGGGCGCAGCCUCGUCUUCCGGAACGCCUUCACCUCCGUCAGCAGCUGCUCCCCCAGCAGGGCCAGCAUCCUGACCGGCUUACCCCAGCACCAAAAUGGGAUGUAUGGGCUGCACCAGGACGUGCACCAUUUCAACUCCUUUGACAAGGUGCAGAGUCUUCCCCUGCUGCUCAGCCAGGCACAUAUCCGGACAGGGAUAAUUGGCAAGAAGCACGUUGGGCCGGAGACGGUGUAUCCCUUUGAUUUCGCGUACACUGAGGAGAACAGCUCUGUGCUGCAGGUGGGCAGAAACAUCACCCGGAUCAAACGGCUUGUCCGGAAAUUCCUGCAGAGCCAGGACGAGAGGCCAUUCUUCUUGUACGUCGCCUUCCACGAUCCCCAUCGCUGCGGCCACUCCCAGCCCCAGUACGGGGCCUUCUGUGAGAAGUUCGGCAAUGGCGAGAGCGGCAUGGGCUGGAUCCCCGACUGGAAGCCCCAGCCGUACAGCCCAGAGCACGUGCAGCUCCCGUACUUCGUUCCAGACACUCCAGCCGCUCGCGCUGACCUGGCCGCCCAGUACACAACAAUCGGGCGCAUGGACCAAGGGAUCGGGCUGGUCCUGGAGGAGCUGCGCAGCGCUGGCUUGCACAACACCACGCUGGUGAUUUACACCUCCGACAACGGCAUCCCCUUCCCCAGCGGCAGGACCAACCUGUACUGGUCGGGCACUGCUGAGCCGCUGCUGGUCUCCUCCCCCGAACACACCGAGCGCUGGGGGCAGGUCAGCCAGGCCUAUGCCAGCCUGUUGGAUCUCACACCCACCAUCUUGGACUGGUUCGCCGUCCCCUAUCCCAGCUACAGCAUCUUCGGCACCAAGACAGUGCAGCUCACCGGGAAAUCGCUCCUGCCAGCCCUGGUGUCAGAGCAGCCUUGGAUCACCGUCUUCAGCAGCCAGAGCCACCACGAGGUCACCAUGUACUACCCCAUGCGGGCUAUCCAGCACCAGCACUUCCGCUUGAUCCACAACCUCCACUUCAGGACGCCUUUCCCUAUCGACCAGGACUUCUACGUCUCGCCAACCUUCCAGGACCUGCUCAACCGGACCAGAGCCAGGCAGCCGACCCAUUGGAACAAGACCCUGCACCAGUACUACUACAGGGACCGCUGGGAGCUGUUCGACCGGAGCAGCGAUCCCACCGAGAGCCGGAACCUGGCCUCCGACUCCCAGUACGCUGAGGUCUUGGAGCUGCUCAAAGCCCACCUGUUGAAGUGGCAGUGGGACACUAAUGACCCUUGGGUGUGUGCCCCAGACGGCGUCUUAGAGGAGAAACUGAGCCCCCAGUGCCAGCCACUUUACAAUGAACUGUGAGUCACCACCUCACCUUGCUGGAGUCCUGCCUGCAUUCCUUACACCAACCCAGCCCCAGGUCCUGCUUGGCCCUCAGCUCCUCCCCAAAUCCCCAGAACCCCCAUGGGAACAGCUAGCUCGUCUGCUUAAUGAGACAUCAAGUGCCUAAACAUGCAGCCCUCGGGCUCCGGGGUCCACAGAGCAACCCCGCAGCUACUCCAGAGCUCCAGCUACCCUCCGUCUAGCACAAGGUGGGGCAGCAACCAGAGAUGGGCUAGUCCCACUUCCCCAUUCACACAGCUGGCGUGUGCUUUGUGUGUCAAAACAGCAUCUGCCCCUGAAGCUCAAACGGGACAUUUUCCUCCUCAGUGGGGUAUCAGCAGGCAGCGCUGGACUGCAGCCAACCAGAAAGCUGUCAAAUACAUGAUCUCAGUAAAGUCGCUGGGAGAACGUCCUUGGCUUACUCACAACCUAUCCUCUGCGCCGAUCUCCUGCUGAAGCCACUUCUCACUGCAGCUCUUCCUGCAGUGGCUCCAACAGCACCUCCUGCAGCCAGAGGUUGGGACUGGUGCUGCUGGGAGCUCCCCACAUCGGGGCUUUUGCCCCAUUUGCCAGGGAGUCUCCAGCAAGCCAUGGAGGAGCUGAGAGCCCCCUCUCCAUAGGGCCAGUACAUUGGAUUUGGUGUCACCAGCUCAGGGAGGGCCAGGAGGGGUCUGAACACACAGUAAUGAGAAGGUUUAAUUUAGCAAACUACAGAAUUUACAGUCCCUGGAACGAGCACACCCUGUUCAGGCCUGGCUCCCUGCUAUCCCCAGGGCUCUGGGAGCAGGGUGCGCAGAGAUCCAGAGGCAGCUGGGAUACCCAGUACAACGAGGCAGACCCGUGGGGGCAGCCAGGCAGGGGACGUGGCAAGGCCUGCGGGAGUUGCUGUUCCCUCCCUGCGCAGGUGGGCUGGUGACUGCACAUCCGAGCAGCUAGAGCCAGGCGGGGAGAACAGGUGGAGGUGGCCCAGGCACCAGGCAGAGGUGCCCUGCCCACCCCGGGGACCCGCCCAGGGACACGGUUCAAAGGCAGCCCCGGCUCACCCCAGCCAGCUGCUCUUUCACACCAUGACAGGGGUGGCAUUAAAAGCAGCCUCUCUCUCUGAACCAGAGUUACUGUGUUUCUCUGCUGACGGGGCAGAGGCCUGCUGGGCAGGCCGGGGGGGCUCACCCAGCGCUGCAAAGUCCAUUAACCCGUUAGGUAAGAGGGUCUUUCAACCCUCCCCCUCCCCACACCCCAAACCAAACUCUUGGUUUAAACAGGUGCCAUUUGCAGAGUUGCCACGGUGACGGUUCCCCCUGCCCCACCCUGUGUCCAGGGCGAUCAGUGAAGAUCUUGUUCUAGCCACACGAUCUUCUUCUGCUCGUUGGUGACGGCUGCUCGCACAGCGCUGACAAGCGCAUCCAGGUCGCUCCAGGUGUCGGGGGCGACGGUGCCGUACAGGCAGGGCACUUUCUCCAGCUGGGCCUCCUCUCGCCGCACACAGUCCAGAAGCUGCUCCUCUGUCGCUCCGAGACGCUGCAGUGCCUUCCUGAAACAGAGCCCGCGGGAGACUCCGUGAGGGGACGCCCUGAGCCGGGUGACCAGCACAAAGCCGGCUACCCGCGGAAGAGGCAGUGGUUGAAAAACUCUCGUGGACUUUAGAGCCAGGAUUUCACUGUUUGUCCAGGGGCUAGAGAAGGGGAUGGAGUCAGGACUCCUGGGUUCCAGGUCUGCCUCCUGCUGGGAAGCGUGGCUUAGUGACUGUGCAAUACACGUAGUGGGCAGCUGGGAGCCCGGACUCCUGGGUUCCAGUCCCAGCUCUGGCACUGACGAACCACCUGAGCAUGAGCAUUUUACCUUCUGUGCUCAGGUUGGACGAUACCUGCCCCGGGGAAGUGCCUUGACACGGGGCUGUGGAGGCCACAGGGUUAUUGUUCGAGGCCCCUGGUGUGGGCACAAACAUUCCCUCCGCCAUACAGUGGGGAAGGGCUCACCCCGGCCAGGCUGCUGGGUGCUAUUGCACUGUCUUUACAUCAAUCACUAGUGCAGCCAACCACGGGGGCACCCUGUGGCUCAUUCCCGUCCCCUCCACUGGGUACACGCAGGCAUUCAGCUGCUGCAGCCGUGGCACGAGGCACCCAGGGGAGGGCAGGCCCAGGCCCCAUUCCCCAGAGCUCCAGCAGUCUCCGGUGAGCAGGAGCCGUUUGCCCUGGGGGGGCCCGGAGCCCGUCUCCGCCCAGAGUGAUACGUGGUACGUACUUGAGCUUCUUGGCGUUCUUCUCGCUGAUGGAGACGAGGAGGAGGAUGGGAUAGAUCCCCGCGGCGUGCAGGGCUCGCACGCACUCCAGCCCCACGUCCAGCAGGCUGUGCACGUCCUAGAGGGAGCCGGGGAGAGAACGAGAGGGGCUGACACCAAGGGCUCACCGUGGGAAGGGACAGGCGCUGGCCAGGGCUGGUGUUGCUGGUGACCCAACAGGCCCUGGCAAGAGCCAAAGAGUCUGUGGCCAGGGAGCAUCACAGAGUCCAUUGCUGCGCUCUGGAUACAGAUUCACCCUCUGCUCCCCAGCGUGGGAGCUGCAGGCACUGGGAUUAACAGACGCAGAUGCACGGUGGGGUAGCGGGGAGGUUUGGCAGGUCUCGGUGCAGUGUCUGUAGGUGCCUCUGUCCCAUCUGCUCCUAACCCAGACCUGGCAGGUGCCCCUCCUACCUGCGGCCCUGCAGCUCUCCCUGGGCGGCCUUUGAGGGGUUGCAGGUAAAACAUCAACUGACCUGCUGCAGGUUCGAGACCAGAAACCCUUCACUCUCCUCCUGUCCUUCCCAGCUCCACGCUGCUGGCUUCCCGGUCAGGGAAGGCUCCAAUAGUCAGAGCCCAGAGCACCCAUCUCAGUCCCUCCUGCUGGCCCAGUGUCCCAGCCUGCCCCCAGCCCCACACCUGUUACCUUCUCCAGCAGCAGCUGAAGCGCCUGGUGUGGGACACAGCAGCGACUGUCCAGCUCCCGCUUUCCCCGGACCAAGGUUCCAUUCUGGGCUGCGCAUUCAGCCUCACACAGGAGUCCUGGGCGGAGGGGAAAGUAGGGAAGGUGCCAAGUGAA
This is a messenger RNA of Mauremys reevesii (Reeves's turtle), 4642 nucleotides long. RefSeq names its product N-sulfoglucosamine sulfohydrolase (gene SGSH). The transcript has 8 exons. NCBI's taxonomy places the organism in Eukaryota, Metazoa, Chordata, Testudines, Geoemydidae. Gene Ontology annotation, biological process: glycosaminoglycan catabolic process; heparan sulfate proteoglycan catabolic process. Gene Ontology annotation, molecular function: N-sulfoglucosamine sulfohydrolase activity. The record is from RefSeq and is a predicted model, not a curated record. The coding region runs from base 42 to 1547 and encodes 501 amino acids.